Phytophthora infestans T30-4 is the source of this 573-nucleotide messenger RNA. RefSeq lists its product as uncharacterized. The record is from RefSeq and is a predicted model, not a curated record. The transcript is spliced from 5 exons. NCBI's taxonomy places the organism in Eukaryota, Oomycota, Peronosporomycetes, Peronosporales, Peronosporaceae. The coding region runs from base 1 to 573 and encodes 190 amino acids. Gene Ontology annotation, molecular function: nucleic acid binding.
AUGACGCGUGCGCUAGCUGCCAUCAAGCCGGUCUCGUUGAAGACCUUGGUAAAAUACAUGCGUCACGCUGCAAGCAAGGUGGGGUCACGCAUUUCGACGGAUAUGGGAAACCAGUUCGGCCUCAUAUGGAAGGUCCAACUCCAUCUGGGAGGCCUUGUAAACAUGAAGAAAGCUUACAACCUCUCGGGGUUCAACUUAAAACGCAAGCACGAUGAUGAUUAUCACGGCGACUUCAACACGGAACAAUUUGAGAGGUGGUUCGCGAAUCUGAGUGCUAUCUUGGCGUCCAAAGCUACUGAGCUUGCCAGUUUGCACGGACACCUGGUCUACUAUACGCCGCCGUAUCACCCUGAAUUGCAACCAAUGGAGCUGAUAUGGGCGGAUAUCAAAGGCCGGAUUGCCGACAAUCCAGCGUCUACUAUGCCUGAGCGCUCUAAAAUCGACGAGGGUUUUGCGCUGCUCUCGGCGAAUACGUGGUUAAAUGCAUACAGUCACGCACAAAAAUACGAAACAAGCAACCAGGACGCCGAAGAUAAUUACGCCAUUGAUGAGAAUGAAGCUGUAGCUGACUAG